CAGAAACCUCUUAGUAUGUCAGUAAGCCAGACACAGCCCAGACCACCACACAGGGUGGAAGAGAAGGAGAGCGAGUCAGAGACAGAGAGUUCUAGGCAAGUGAUGAGAGCACAGUGACUACUUGUCAUUUUAUCUCUCAUUUGGUGAUGUCAGCAGAACUCAGUCUACUAGACAGAAGCUUGACUGAGUUGAUGGAAACGGGUGCCAUUUAUCUUCAGUAAAACAACCCUGAGAAGUUUGGAGAAACUCCUGAGAAGAAGAGAAGACGGAUCUUUAUCACACUUUUGAAUAGAGUUUCAGCCCUGGUCUAAUCUUGUGCGUUGUGAUUCUCAUAGAAGAGGUAGUGAGAUUCUUCUUCACCAUGACAGGCAGAGUGCAUCUCCUGAUUCUGGCUCUUCACCUUGCCCCGCUGAUGGUACAUGUAUCAGCCUGUCCCCCAGGAUUCUCUACAAAGGGGAAAGAUUGCAUUGAUGAGAAUGAGUGUAAUCCUCCUAGUGAUGAAUAUAACGAUGACCCUGAAACACCACAAAUCUGUGGUGAGAAUGCAGCAUGCAUCAACACUGAAGGAAGCUUCUACUGUCAAUGUGCUCCUGGGUUCAGAUCAUCAUCACAGCGGAUUAACUUCACAGCUGUCUUACGUGAAACAUGUAUAGACAUCAACGAGUGUUUGGAGAAGGCCACCUGUGGUCCCAAUGCCGAGUGUCACAAUGUGUUAGGGUCAUACUCCUGCAUCUGCAAUGAGGGGUUUGUCUCCAAUACUGGAGUGGAAAGAUUUAUAUUUGGCCAAGGAGUCACAUGUAAAGAUGAGAAUGAGUGUAAUCCUCCUAGUGAUGACUAUAACGAUGACCCUGAAACACCACAAAUCUGUGGUGAGAACGCAGCAUGCAUCAACACUGAAGGAAGCUUCUACUGUCAAUGUGCUCCUGGGUUCAGAUCAUCAUCACAGCGGAUGACCUUCUGAUUAGAGAAUGUAUAUGUUUAAAGGUAAUGACUAAACAAUUCCACCCUGAAACGUAAUUAUGACAUGCAACAUAUAUAAUGAAUAAUUAGACAAACGUAACUAUUAGUAAUUAUUAGAUUCUGUAACAUGUAUAAUGAAUUAGAAUGUUAAACUUCAGUCUAAUAAGGUUUGGUCAAGACAAGUAGAAAUGUGUGUGUGACUAAGAAAAUACCGAGAACAAUUAAACUGUGUAUGACCUGACCUGGCUAGAACUCUGAGAAACUUACGGCAGGAAAGGGAGUUCCAUCAAGGUCCCUCUAAUCUCGGGGGAAUGGAACUGCCAGCUUGGUAGUGAUAAACAGUGGUGAGAACUAUGGGGAAGGAUACAUCCCACCUACUGUUCGUGUGUAUGUAUGUGUGUACGCUAUCUACUGUUUGUGUGUAGGUACUGUAUGUGCGUAAGCAGGGAGGGAGUGAGUUAUAAAAUGAUAUGUUCUUUGUAUUUUGACUUUAGAAUGUUCUCGUGAAUAAACUUUACAGGCCUUUUGCAUUA
Molecule: messenger RNA, 1493 nt
Organism: Salmo salar (Atlantic salmon)
Lineage: Eukaryota; Metazoa; Chordata; Actinopteri; Salmoniformes; Salmonidae
Product: adhesion G protein-coupled receptor E2
Molecular function (GO): heparin binding; calcium ion binding
Source: RefSeq, a predicted model, not a curated record